Molecule: messenger RNA, 7255 nt
Organism: Pelobates fuscus (common spadefoot toad)
Lineage: Eukaryota; Metazoa; Chordata; Amphibia; Anura; Pelobatidae
Gene: SLC16A2
Product: solute carrier family 16 member 2
Exons: 6
Coding region: 8-1507 (499 amino acids)
Biological process (GO): thyroid hormone transport; transmembrane transport
Cellular component (GO): membrane
Molecular function (GO): thyroid hormone transmembrane transporter activity; monocarboxylic acid transmembrane transporter activity
Source: RefSeq, a predicted model, not a curated record
CUAAGCGAUGGAAGAAGAAGCGGAGGAGGACGAGAACCUGCCGCCGGGGGAAGAGCAGGGGAUGCGGGACAGCCUGCUCGGUGGGACCCCGGAAGGGGUGGCAGCGCCCACGGAGGCGCACGGAGCGGAAAGCCCAGAGGAGGAGGUCAGGGCUCGGCCGCCCGAGGGAGGCUUUGGCUGGGUGGUGGUGCUGGCGGCCACCUGGUGCAGCGGCUCCAUCUUCGGCAUCCAGAACUCAUUUGGGAUCCUGUACGUGAUCCUCCAGGAGGAGAUGGGGGUCACCAAGGACGAGCCUAUGGACUUCAAGACAGCCUGGGUUGGAUCUCUUGCCAUGGGAAUGAUCUUCUUCUGUUCUCCGGUUGUCAGCAUCUUUACAGACAGGCUUGGCUGCAGGAAAACCUCGUCAGGGGGAGCAGCAGUUGCUUUCAUUGGAUUGCUUUCCAGCUCAUUCACAAACUCUUUAGGUGUACGCUAUUUCACCUAUGGUAUCCUCUUUGGCUGCGGGAGCUCCUUUGCUUUCCAGCCUUCUCUGGUCAUUCUUGGUCACUACUUCAAGAAGCGCCUGGGUCUUGCGAAUGGCAUCGUGGCUGGUGGUGGCUGUGUGUUCACAAUGUGCCUUCCUUUUAUACUGAUGACCUUGGGAAAAGCUAUUGGGCUGGCAUCUACCUUCCAAGUGCUCAGUGCUUUAAUGUUUAUUCAGAUAUUCCUCUCUCUCACCUUCAAGCCUCUCCUACCCCCUCCCAUUGAUUACAACAAAGAGAAGGAAAAUGUUCCCGGGAGAAUCAAGAUGCAUCAAUGCCUGGUGCAAACACGGAAGUAUUUUAACAUGCAAGUAUUUCGCAAGAAGACCUACAGAAUUUGGGUGUGUGGCAUUGCAACCACAGUCCUUGGAUACUUUGUUCCUUACGUUCACCUGAUGAAGUUUGUGAACCAGAGGUUCAAAGAAAAUACACAGGACUGGGUUCUCUUGGUCUGCAUUGGAGCUGCAUCUGGAAUCGGGCGUCUAGCUUCUGGCAAAAUUGGUGACUGCAUCCCAGGUUUGAAGAAGGUCUACUUGCAGGUUGCCUCCUUCCUGCUCUUGGGAAUCCUGAGCAUGAUGCUGCCUUUGUGCAAAGUGUUUACUAGCGUCAUUGUGGUGUGCCUUUUCCUGGGCUUGUCUGACGGCUUUCUUAUAAGCAUGAUGAGCCCCAUUGCAUUUGAGCUGGUCGGACCCAUGCAGGCCUCUCAAGCGAUUGGUUAUGUCCUUGGUCUCAUGGCCAUUCCAAUGACCGCUGGACCUCCUAUUGCAGGACUCCUUCGAGAUUACAAUGGAAGUUAUGAUUUGGCAUUUUACCUGGCUGGUGUACCUCCUCUUGUUGGAGCUAUCAUUCUUUUGUUUGUUCCUUUGAUCCACGAGCGAGAUCUGAGGAAGGCGCAGCAAUUGGAGGCAGACAAGGAAAAAACCCAGGAUAGCGUAGUGAACGGAGAGCUCUUGCCUGGAAACCCUGUAACGGAUGCCAGUGUUUAGCUGGAUUCACAAGGGCAUAACAUACAGCUGGAGUCAGCAACACAUGGUUUGAAGAAGAUAGUGGUUCUAAAAUGAGUUGGGCUUUUUCUUUGUGCUAUACUUUUGCAGAUCACAUCUGUUUGGCAAUUAGACAGAAGGACUCCAGUUCAAACCAUAUAUUUUAACGGAGCCAAAUAGUUGUAAUGAAUGUAAUGUGAAUUCUGUGUGUGUGUGUAAAGACACAGACUUAUGUUCAUUAAUUUUGUAAUUUUUAUCAUCAGAGCAAGAAAGAGUAAAAAAGUAUUUAAAUAUUUUUUAUUUGCACCCAUGGCUAAAAACAGAAAGCCAAUAGACAUAGUUUAGGAGGAACGCAUUUGCAGUUCUAGAGUGGGCUGCAAAAUAUAUAUAUUUCAGUAGCCAUGCACUGCAUCCAUUUCAUGGUAAGUUAACAUGUAGGAGCUUAAAAGGAUCUUGAGAAACUAUGAAGUUAUAUCCCACUGCUAUGUUUGUUAAAUAUCCCCUAAACAUUGGUGGCAGCAGUGAUGUAUUGGCAGCCGUGGAAUGUUGGGCAUUGGGAUGUAACCUGCCUUAAAGGCUGUAAAUACUCAGGCUGUCUUUAUCCGCAAACAAUAUUAUAAAUGGGGUCAUCUAUUGACCACGUAAGUCCUUCAACAACAAAAGGAAAUACCCUUUAACUAUCUACGUGUAUUUGCAUAAGCAAAAUAUAUUUUCUAAUUAGUUAUGUCAAGUAAACAUAAAAGAACUGGAAUAUAAAAGUCUUGGGAAGUAAAUGUAUCACUCUACAUAUACAUGAUGAGAACUGGACCCCAGUGAUUAAGGGAUUGUUCUAAAGCAUACCCUGUUAGUGGGAAUCAGAGUUAAUUAAUAGAGACAGAUGAGUUCUUUGUUUUUGGUGGUAAUGCUUAGGAAAAUUAAGUUGUGUUGCCACCUAAACUAUAACAAUCUUUUAUGACGAGAGCAAUAUCUGUUGUAUUCAAAAAACCAAUGACAAGUCCGCCUAUUUAAACCCACACACAAUUGUAACUCUCUGCAGUAGUAGCGUUGAAGUAACUUAUCCCUAAUAACCCCACUCACCUUUUAAAACACACCCUCCCUACUACAGUAGUUAUAAAGCAACAUAGAGUUUACUGAAAACGAACUACUUAAAAUGAAUACAAAAAAAACACUGCAUACUUGGAGUGAUUGAUAUUUUGGGGUAUAUAUGACACUCAUAUUAUAACUCAGGGUAGGUUUUCUAGUGCAGUUGCAGGUAGGUAUAUCAGUUAGCAAAUGCCUCAACUAAUACAUUUAAAUGGGGAAGCCAUCUGAAAUAGUUUUUCCAUCAAUGAUUAUUACAUUUUAAGUUACAAAGUUUGGAUGAUGUUUAAACCUGGCAAUCGUUCAAAUAGUGAAUAUUCUAACUAACUUGAAGGAUUUUAAUUAACCCGGACUUUGUUUGAGGUAUCACCAUGCACACCAUAGAAGUGUCUGUACAGAGGAAUUCUGGGAGCUCAUCUGCUAAUUCUUAGAAAACACACAUGCUCUCAGUGUUAUUUGUAUACAUCCAUUAAAUAUAAUUUCUGUUAUGUAAUUCCAAGAUGACAGAAAUGUUCAUAUCAAAUGGUGGCAACUACAUUUAUAAUAAUGUGAUGAAAGUAUUACUCUAUUUAGAAGCUCAAUUUAAAUGUGUUUAUCUAAUAUUAAUUUCAGAUAACAAAGCCACUUUAAGGUAGAUUUUGUAACUAAUAUAUUUACAGUAAAAUACUAGAGCUGAAUAUAUAGUAUUUGUUUUUUUGGGGGGUGGGUGAUUUAUUUUAUUCAGAUGCUAGGCCACUUUAUAAAGCUUGUUGAAAAGGGAUAUGUCCUAUUUUCUGCAUGUAUGUUAGUAACUAAUGAAUUUUGUCUACCUCUUGUUUAUAUUAAUCCCUGCAGCAGAUUCUAUCAGAAUGCCCCAUAUGGUCACUUUUACCUGAGACGUGUGUUACCUAAAUAUAGAUAGCUAUAGUGUCUGUCUAACUUGCAUAUGUCUGUGUUGCAGAAGGAUGCAUCCGUUCACUGAAUGAUUGAUUUUUCCCUAUUUGGCUCCUGUUAAAGGGACAGAAAGCUUACUAAAAACAUCUAGUCCAACAAAUUUAUAUAUCCUGUCCACUAAACCCAUGGCUUUUUUUGGGAGCAGGAGUCCUAACAUCUGUCAUACACCUGAUCUGUCUGGUCUGGGAGCACAUCAUAAAUAAGUAUUAAAUGGUUUUCUUCAUGUUGCUAAUGUCCCUUUUAUAUGAAAUAAAUAUUUUUUCAGCAAUUGUUCUAUUGUGACAGCCCUGGUAUUGCAGUCUCCUUUUGCCCCUGAUAUUAAUCGCUACCACUUUAUAAUCCAGUUUAAUGAAAUGAAGAAGUGUAAAGCAGGAUAUUCAGAGAAUUGCAUAUAGUAAAAAAAUUCUCUUAACCCAACCCUUUUUCUAGCUGAUCUGAAUUCUACAAAAUUACUGGUUUACUGAAUAAAUCCCAAUGCGUUCCAGUGCUGUUUGAUGAACAUUGUAUGAUCGGGGAUAAAUUAUAAUUCCUGUCCGGUCAGCAAGACUGUGAAACACAAGAUGUGAUCUAACGGUAAAGAAGUUCACAUUGACGGAAUUUAUCAAUAUCCUGCUACUAAGUGAAAAAGCAUUAAAUGUUUUUGUGAUUAUAGCAACAUAACCGAUUAAUCCAGAUCCUGUCCAUCAAGGAAUUAUGUCUUGCUUCGGAAUGUGUUAACAUUGUUUGAUUGAUCAAUUAAUUAUUCAGCCUGUUUUUAAGACUUUCGCUACGAUAAGGACCAGUUGGCCACUUGCCCUUUAGGUGGUGAAAGUGCUAGUCUUGUUUAUCAUUGUAAAGAGCACCAGCUUAAGGGGUGCACAAAUUAAAAUAAUGUUUCAGCAGUUAGAACUGCUCAUUUUUAUAUGACAGCAAUGACAAUCAAUAGCUGAUAAUGUUGCCUUACAAUAGAGGAGCCACCCAUACACUCUUCUCUGCUGGUAUCAGUCAUAAGGUUAAUGAGAACUCAACACAGCUGAGCUUUAUGGGUAAAAUGAGGACUUAUGCCAGGCUGUGAACACUCAUUAUUCCACUUGUGUAACAAAUGUAUCUAGAGUUUGUAACACCGUAAACCUUUCAAGACUGUGUGUUUUGUUUUGUUUUUCUCAAUCUAUAAGGGCAGCCCGACUUCGACAAACAUUGAAUUUAUCUGUUCUGAGUACCUUUUUGUGUGUAGGUGGAGUUCUUGUUAAACAUCUAUCUAUGGCACACAUCUUCUGAAAUGCCCUAUUAUAUAUCAAAUAUGUAAAACAAUGAAAGGGAAAAGAAGGGAGUUGCUCAUAUUGCGUCGCAAAAUGUUUGGGAUCGAGAACCUUUUUUUAAUGCUCUUGUUAAAGAAGAGAUAAAAUCAUCUGCUGAUCUUAAACCUCAAGUUUUAAUAAAUGUUUUUCUAAAUAACAGAAAAGCUCUAAAAACUAAUCCCAGUAAAUUUAUAUUAACCCCUAAAGGAUCAAAGGCAGGUUAUGCCUUUUCAAAAAUCUGGUCUUAAAGUGCCCAAUUCCGCAAUGGAAUAAGCCUCUCAUUUAAUAAAAGUGGGCCUGUAGAAGAUGCCUGGUGUGUAAUAAGUCCCUGUUGGUAUAAGGUAUUUAGGAAUCCGAUACCACAACUCCAAAGUAUAAUAAUUGCUCCUGCAGGAGUUAAAGUAGAUGAUACAUGCGUGCCUUGCCACAAUAUACGAAUAAUCUAUGCUGCUAGAUGGAAACCAAACACACAUAUUUGGGUAAUAAAGAAGGAAAUUCGCCAUUUUAGCUUUAUCUUGCAAUAUCUGACAAUGCUGCAGAUGAUCAAUACCCCUCUAUGGGGUUGAUUGUGCAACGAGUCCCUAUUUUGUCCCUUACGCCAACAUACCUAGUGACCUUUAGCCGUGAUAAUUGGGGUUGCCUAAAUGUAUUCCCCCCCCUCCCAAAAAAUAAAAAAUAAAAAUACAUCAAUAUGGAAUUUUUUAAAGCAGGAGUGCCCAGAUGGUUUAAAACUACAGCUUCCACGACUUUCUCAUUAUAAAGGAAUUGCAAAGCAUCAUGGGAGAUGUAGUUCCACAACAUCUGGGGAUCUACCUUUUGGGAACCCCUGAUUUAUAAGUUCCAUAUGUCGCUGCACAGGUUUUCAUUGGGAAAUGAAUGUGAAAUCAAAGUUGCACGUAUACAGAACCUGGAUUAUAUAAUUGAAAUAUACAUAUACGAUCUCUGCUUUUUUUUAAUGCACCUUGAUAACCCUAUUUCCCCCACCCCCCAAUGCCUUAAUGCUAAAUCUUACAUUUGCCAGUAAUGUGCUGUGACUGUUUGAGGAUUCUGGUAUGUACUUGCAUUUCAAUUCAUAUAUUCCUUACUGUCACUUAUGUACAGGAUUAGAUAUUACCUUUAUACUUCUGGUUUUUUUUUAAGACCUAUUCAUAUUAGAACAUUCAUAUCUCCAGCACUAUAUACCCAUCCUCUCCAAACUCAUGCAUUAUUUCCUUACAUAGCUAUAAAAGUGGUUCUUUAUGGGCACUACUUCAAUGUGAGCUUUAGAACCACAUGAUCCCAAUGUCUAUCUUAAUUGUAUAUGUUGUUUAAGGCGUUGAUAUGUGUUGUUUAGUUUCUUUCUGUCCUAGACAAAUGGAGCUGCAUAUUAGAUUAAGUGCCUUCCAAACUAAUUUUUGUCAAUAAAUUGUGUUAUAUAUGCUAGCUCCUUAAUAUGUGUGAUUUAUAAAGUGGACGUUGUCCGUCAGAUAUCCAGUUUGUGUCCUUGUAGACUUUGACAUUUCUGGUAUAUUUAGUAUUUCAUACAUAGAUAUACACACAAAAAAAGGUUAUUCGCUAAAUGAGGAUAGUUGAGAAUUCCAAGUGGAUUUCAAAUUUAAGACCAAAAUAGCCGACCUGGAAAAUUGUUCAAAGUCCGCUAUUCUUCCAGUUUGGUUAUUUUGGCCUUAAAUUAUUAAUUUGUGGGGCUAUUUCCAAAGUGAAUUCCAGGUUUAAGGUCAUAAUAGUGAAAACUGGAAGCAAAAAAUAAAAUAAAAAUGCAACUCUGGACUCAGCUAUGCUUCAAGCUUGGUUGCUUCGGCUGUACAUUUUACUUUGUUUGAAUUCCCACUUUAGUAAAGAUCCCUAUUAAACUUCAACUGUCAUAUAUGUUAAAAUAGUAGCACUGCUUUAAUUUUUAUAUUUUUAAUUUCAUUUAUUGUGUGAUGGCGGGAUUCAGCAUUGCUGAAUGCAAUAUAAUUUGUACAACAAUGAAUCUAUGUAACCCAAUUGUUUUCCACGUGUUUUCCACUUGCAAAAAUGAAAUAGUUUUUUGUGACUUGCACUUAAAAUAUUUCUAAGCUUAAUUCACUAAAACCUUACCUAAAACAAACAAACAAAAAGCCAGCAGUGGUUGCAUGUAGUUUUACCUUAUUUGAUAGGAGUAAUCUGCAAUAUGUACACUUAUAAUAGAACCUGGCCCAAUGCAUUACUUAAUGCACAGCACACUAUUAAAAAAAUAGAAAAUAAAGUGCAGUCUACAUUCCAACCACUAGUCUCUGCUUCAAUAUAAUUUAAAACCACGCAGUAGGGAACCAAAAUAUGGCUAUAUGGGGCCAUCAUUUUACUUCUAAAUAGAAAGGUUUUGUGAUGGGAGCAUUGGGCCUUAAUUAAAAAUACUUUAAAUUGUAUACAUUACUUUAAAUGCAAUAUUGCCACACCAAAAAUAAAUAGAUAAUAUUAGGGCAUUUUUUUCUAUUUGUAA